GCUGGGGGCGGGGCGCCCACGACCCGGAAGCGGGGACGAACAGAGCGGCGCCCGAAAGAUGGCGUCGGCGGUGGCCGUGAGCAGCGCCAAGCGGAGCCUGCGGGCCGAGCUGAAACAGCGUCUGCGAGCGAUGAGCGCCGAGGAGCGGCUGCGCCAGUCCCGCCUCUUGGCCCAGAAGGUGAUGGCCCACAGUCAGUAUCAAAAGUCCAGAAGGAUUUCCAUCUUCCUGAGCAUGCAAGACGAAGUCGAGACCAAGGAGAUCAUCCAGGACAUUUUCCGGCGAGGCAAAACCUGCUUCAUCCCACGGUACCAGAUCCAGAGCAGUCACAUGGAUAUGGUGAAGCUGGCGUCGCCCGAGGAAAUCUCCUCGCUUCCCAGAACGUCCUGGAACAUUCACCAGCCUGGAGAGGACGAGGUUCGGGAGGAAGCCUUGUCGACAGGGGGACUUGAUCUCAUCUUCAUGCCGGGUCUCGGGUUCGACAGGCAUGGGAACCGCUUGGGGAGAGGCAGGGGGUACUAUGACGCGUAUCUGAAACGUCUGGAGCAGCAGGACGUGCGGCCCUACACCAUGGCCUUGGCCUUCCGAGAACAGAUCUGCCUGCAGGUCCCCGUGGACGAGAACGACAUGAAGGUGGACGAAGUCCUUUAUGAAGAGCCGUCCGUGUAAACCCUGACGCCUGCGGCCAAAGGCUUGUCCCCGAGAAAAGCCGAAUGUGUCCAUUUCCCCCUGUUAGGACAUCCAUGUGCAUACAGACUGCAGGCUUUCUAGUGUAAUUGCAAAACACACCUUCCCAAAUCAGGAGUAGAACGUGAAUAAAAAUGAGGCAGUGACCGUGUGA
This is a messenger RNA of Ailuropoda melanoleuca (giant panda), 839 nucleotides long. RefSeq names its product 5-formyltetrahydrofolate cyclo-ligase-like. Gene Ontology annotation, molecular function: 5-formyltetrahydrofolate cyclo-ligase activity. Lineage: Eukaryota; Metazoa; Chordata; Mammalia; Carnivora; Ursidae. Gene Ontology annotation, cellular component: mitochondrion. The record is from RefSeq and is a predicted model, not a curated record. Gene Ontology annotation, biological process: tetrahydrofolate interconversion; folic acid-containing compound biosynthetic process.